CAGUAGCAUUAGUACUCUCAGACGCUAUUAUUUGUUAUCGUUGAUGUGGAAUAAAAAAAACUAACUACUUUGAUGGAAAGUAGAUAUUAAUAUAUCAGAUACAGAUUGAAUCCCCUCGGAAUUCAACACAGUGCAAUGAAGCUACGUAAUUUACUACUUCGCAUUCUGUUAGGAGCGGUUGGUCUGCUGGUGUUCAACGAGUUUAUCGUUUACUAUCUGGUGUUGCUCGAGUGUCAAUGGCCUACCAAACCAGUUCCAGUAAAUGGGCUAGAACCGGUGAAGGUAAUGCUGCUAUCGGAUACUCAUCUUUUGGGGCCGAUCCACGGCCAUUGGUUCGAUCGGCUGCGUCGCGAGUGGCAAAUGCAUAGGGCAUUCCAAUCAGCAAUGACAUUGUUCCAGCCGGAAGCGGUUUUUCUGCUGGGUGAUGUUUUUGACGAAGGGAACUGGGUUAAUCAGAAGGAAUUCGAUUUGUAUGUCGAUCGAUUCAGGAAGUUGUUUCACACACCUAAAGGCACUCAACUCCACAGCAUUGUCGGUAAUCACGACAUUGGUUUUCAUUAUGCCACCCAUCCGUACUUGGUCCAUCGAUUCCAGAAAAACUUUAACAACACUGGCGUAUCACUGACCAGCAUUCGAGGAGUAAACUUCGUUUCUAUUAAUUCCAUUGCUAUGGAGGGAGACGGUUGCCAGCUGUGCGAAACAGCCGAAAAGGAACUGCGUGCCGUAUCGGCGAUUUUUAAAUGCGGUCGCGGCAUCGGUCAAUGCAAGAAUGUUCCCAAGCUGGAGGAAUACAGCCGUCCGGUAGUGCUACAGCAUUUUCCCAUGCACCGUGACUCGGACAAGGCUUGCAAGGAGCAUGAUGCCCCGGAGGUUGAGCUCUACCGAGAACGGUGGGAGGUGAUAUCAAAAGAAUCGACUGAUCUCAUUGGUGAGCUGCUCAAUCCACGGUUGGCAUUCAGUGGUCACUCGCAUAACUAUUGCUACGUGGUAAAGAAUCGAUUGGGAAUCGAGGAAUACACGCUGCCAUCAUUCAGUUGGAGGAACAAAAAUAAUCCCAGCUUUAUACUGGCCCAAAUAUCUCCCUCAGAGCAUACCGUGUCACGCUGUCAAAUGCCGGUGGAAAGCUCCAUUAUCACUAUCUAUCUGGUGGGUGCGAUAGUCCUGGUGCUUACUUCCCUCUUACGGCUGGGAAGCUUUUUGGCACAGUUGCGAAUAUUCUCCCGGGGAAGGCGAGAAUAUAAGAAGCUCACUAAAUAGAGUGCGCUCCCCGUAUGGCACAGCAAGAACAAAGUGAAAGGCAUGAGACUUGGAACAAAUUUGUUCAGAACAUUGUUAGAAUAGUGGAACCGUAAAGAAACUUAACUGCGGAAUUCGACCGAUUUCCAACCGAAGGCACUGUUAAUAAGCUCAAAGGAGUAAUAAUGCAUACAUCAAAAAUUUUAAUUUUAAAAUAAGAAUAAUGUCAUUCGAGUGUCUAAUAGUUAUAGGAAAUUAAAGUUGUAAAUAAAUAGAAUGCU
Messenger RNA from Sabethes cyaneus, 1517 nucleotides. It is a transcript of the gene PGAP5, whose product is annotated as metallophosphoesterase 1 homolog. Lineage: Eukaryota; Metazoa; Arthropoda; Insecta; Diptera; Culicidae. Gene Ontology annotation, cellular component: endoplasmic reticulum-Golgi intermediate compartment. The record is from RefSeq and is a predicted model, not a curated record. The transcript is spliced from 4 exons. Gene Ontology annotation, molecular function: phosphoric diester hydrolase activity. Gene Ontology annotation, biological process: endoplasmic reticulum to Golgi vesicle-mediated transport; GPI anchor biosynthetic process. Bases 136 to 1257 code for a protein of 373 amino acids.